Saprolegnia diclina VS20 is the source of this 4677-nucleotide messenger RNA. RefSeq lists its product as hypothetical. Gene Ontology annotation, biological process: nucleus-vacuole junction assembly. The record is from RefSeq and is a predicted model, not a curated record. Bases 47 to 4633 code for a protein of 1528 amino acids. Gene Ontology annotation, molecular function: protein-membrane adaptor activity; protein binding. Lineage: Eukaryota; Oomycota; Saprolegniomycetes; Saprolegniales; Saprolegniaceae. The transcript is spliced from 17 exons.
CUCGCCUGUCUUGGACUGCAGUUACCGACUCUAAUUCCGGCUCGCUAUGGUCCCGCUGGCGGCGCCGGGUACACGCUCGACGCGGGGCAGCACCGUCGAGGGCCUCGUCUCGCCCAAGAUGAGCGUUGUCGCAUCGUCGCUCUCGAGUGGCAACAGCCUCCCGGCCUUGCCGCGCACCGACCCGGCGCUCGGCGCCCUCAAGGCGCGCAAGAAGAUGAUGCAGAAGCAGCCGCCGACGUCGCGCCCGCAAACGGCGGCCGGUGAUUUUGACGGCGUCAUCUACCAGAGCCGCAUCAAGGCGCCAAAGGCGUACGAGACCUCGAGCGUCAAGGAGCGCUGGCUCCUCGCGGCCGUGCGCACGGUGCACACGGCCGACGCGCUCUUGAGCAACAACAGUCUCAGCGGCGCCGGUAACGCGUACAAGCACCUGCACAACGCCGAGGCGCGGGCCCGGUGCGCCGAGUCGCUCUACAAACUGUCGAAACAGCCGCUCUCGGAGCUCAUGAUCAUCCAGUCGGGCGCGAUCCAGAACAUUGCCGACCUCACGGACGUCGAAGACACGCACCUCGCCCACUACUGCGCUGCGACGCUGGCCAACCUCACGUCCACGACGGCCGACGAGACGUUGGGGGCGUUCAUCGCCAAGAAGGGCAUCCCUGUCGUCCUCGAGAUCUCGUGGUCGCCGAGUUACGACGUCAAGUGUCUCUGCGCGCUCACGCUCUGUCGGCUCUCGAUUGCGCCGGCGUUUGCAAAGUUCCUGCACUCGUCCAAAGCGAUCAUUGAGCUCGCGACGAUGCUGUCGCUGCCGUACGCGCCGCUGCAGCAGCUCUGCGUCCAGGCGCUGAGCAACAUGAUCGCGCACGGCUGUGAGUUUCCCGAAAAGCUCUUUGCGGGCGGCGGCUCCAACGCGCACACGAAUCUCGGCGUCAUCCUCGCGCUCUCCCAGCUCGUCCAAGACCCCAAGCACGGUCCGUUCGCGGCGGCUGUCAUUUACAACAUGAGUCUCCAGCCGUCGAGUGCGUCCGGCGCCGUCCGAGGCAGCGUCGGCGAGCUCCUCUACACCCUCGUGCACGCACCGCACGUGCACCUCCAGAACCGGUCGCGGCUCCAGACGGUCCAGUCGAUCAAAGACAUUGUUCUCCACGACGAGCAGAUGGGCAUCUCGCGCCUCCUCACCCGCGCGCUUGGUCACUUUUCCAAGUACUUGGACCUGCACUUGCUGCUUGGCGCGUGGAGUCUCAAAGCAACCUUGUACCUGCUCUCGCUCUACGAGUCGAUGCGGUCGACGCACGCCGACGUCUUCGACUUCAUUUUGGCGCCAGCGAGCCGCGUGCUCGCGAACUUGUCAGCGAACGACGAGUUUGUCAAGAUCGUCCUCUCGGAAAACGAGCCGCUCGUCAAGCGCACGGUCGAUCUCUUCAAGUGGGCCGCCUCCAACGACGAGUGCGCGCACAACACGAUUCGCACGUUCGCGAACCUCACGCGCAACGCCCGCUGCACCAAGGUGCUCGUCGCUUCCAACGUCGUGCCUGUCCUCAAUACCGCGCUGCUGCUGCCACCAACGACGCCACACCUCCCGAGCCUGAAGGAAGACGCGCUAGUUGCGCUGAUCAACAUUGCGUGCCACCAGCAGAUGCCCGAGAGCUGCUUCGCGCUGGAGCUGGACACGAGCCUCGCGUUUUCGUUCGAAGCGCACAAGGCCGCGUCGCCUGCGUUCGGCUACGCGGUCGCCAAGACCAUGUGCUACUGGACCUUUGACGCGCGGCUGCGAGCGAUGGUGCUGGGGGACAUGGACUUUCUCAUGGAGGCGCUCCUCUUCGGCUUUUACUUUCCGCUGCCCCAGAAAGCAGCGGCCUCCGACGCCUUUCACUCGGUCAAGCCCCGCACCGCGUCGCCCCUCGACGCGUUCGACGACGACGCCGACGGUGUCCACGCGCAAUUGCGGUUUUUGGCUGCCAUGUGCUACUGCGCGAGCGACGUGCGGUCCACCGACCACGUGCGCGCGCUCGUGCAAGUGAUUUUAACGUCGAUGGCCACGAGCCACGGCGCCAUCGAGUACUAUUGCGCUGGUAUCCUCUUUGCGCUCUCGCGCACGCUCUUGUGGCUCUUCCACAACGACGACGGCGGCAUCGAAGCCGAGUGGGCGGCUGUCCUCUACGCUGCGCCGAUCCAAGACGCCAUUCUGCGCCUGAGCCGGUCGACACUGCAGACGCAGACGACCUACACCAUGGGCACGCAGGCCUUCUGCACGAGCACGCUCUACCACGUGUGUGCGUCCGAACACACGAGCGCGCAAGCCCUCGCCGUGCUCGUCGAAGCCUGCAACGAGAGCGAAGACCCGGCGACGCUCAUGGCCUGCGCGUCGACGUUCGCGAUCGUCUCGUUCACGGCGGCGGGGCGCGACCUGCUCCUCACCACCCACGGGCUAGCGCAUGCCCUCAAUAAGCUCGGGCGCGCGUCCGUGUGUCAGCAGAACGCGGCGAUCGCAGCCUGCAACGUGGCCAUCGCAGGGUGCAUAUGGAGCGCGGAGGAGCUCAAGGACUUUGUCGUUGUCGCGCUCUUGCGCUCCAACUCGAGCGACGCUAUUCAGGUGCAUGCCAAGACGCUCUACAACCUCUUGUCCCACCCGACGUCGCGGCAUCAAGUGAUCGAGGAAGGCGUGCUCUACUCGUUCCUAAAGCUCGCGCAGCUGCAGACCAACGGGCUCAGCGGCCUCGAGGAGACGCUCUCGCUCUGUCUGCACGCACUCUUCAACCUCAGCGACCACGCGGGCCACCACGAGACGCUGCUCAAGCUCGGCGUGACGCCCUUCCUCUUCACGGGGGUGAGCGGGCGACGGAAGCGCAUGCUGCACUUCCUCAACGUCGACAGCCGCCGGUACGCGGUCGGGCUCCUCUGCAACCUCAGCGCUCGCGAAGCCAACCACAAGGAGCUCAUCACCAACGCGCAGGUCGUCGACAUCUUGCGAGCGCUCUGCGACGGCGACGUGGAGACGCGCGCGAGCGCGGCCAUGACGGUGCGCAACCUCACCUUGCACUUGGGCAACGCCGAAGUGAUGUGCACGCGGAACCUGCUGAGCUUGCUCUUGGUCUUUAUGACGUCGGGCCACGAGACCGUCCGGCGGCUCGCCGCUCAAGCCCUCGGCAACUGCUCGCUCGUGACGGAGCUCGUGCAUUUGUUUCAGCAGCUCAAUGUCGCCGACGCGCUCCUCAUCGUUCUCCACACGCCGCACCUCGAGACCGAGACUGCCAUCGCGAUACUCAAGACACUCCACAACCUCGCACUCGACGAUACGCUCGCCCUGCACCUGCUCCAGACGCAGGUUGUGGCGCGCUGGCAGUUGCUACCUGCCGCCUUUUGGUCCAAGAUCGAGCUAAGUGCCGUGGCGGCGGCCACUUGCCGUGUCUUGAGUCAAAAGCCCGAGGGUGUCGGUCUCGUUGCGAGCCAGCGCGCGGUGGAGCUGUGUCUGGUGCUCUGCGCGGGCAGUUUGCCCACGUCGUCGCUGGUCCUCGACUGCCUCGCGUGCCUUGGUCACCUCUCGUCGCACGUCGGCAGCCACCACAUCCUCUUUGCCAGCAACGUUGUCUCGGCGGUGCACACGCUCAUGGAAACCGCGCGACCGCUGCCGCCGACGCCAGUGGCGUUUGCAGAGCUCUACCUCUGCGCAACCGUGCUCUUGCGCAAUUUGUCUCUGAGCGCCACUGUUGCCGACGCGCUGCACCAUCAUCAUCCUCACCAUCACCACCACCAAGUGCUGCUGCAGCACGUGCACCGCCACCCCAACGCGCCACUCACGCCGGCGGAGAACGCGGCCGCCUCCAGCCAGCUCAUGAACGGCCUCGGAUGGCUCACGGCCAUGCUGCACGCGUUCGCAGCGGAUGCGGACGAGGCGCGGUAUGCCCGCAUGUGCGCUGAGGUCUGCGUGGCCGUCGCCAACUUGACCAAGCUCAAGCGCCUGCGCCAAGGACUGCUCGACCUCGGGGUACUUCAAGUGCUCCUCGAUAUCCACGGACGGUUCGGCGCGAAUCCAACGUAUCGAUUUAUCAACCAGACGUGCUCGGUGACGCUGCACCGGUUGGCGGCCGAAGACUCGGCCACGAUGGAGCCUGGCCUGAUCGAAGCUCUGCUCUCGGGUCUCGACCACGCCGACACGGCCGUGCACGAGGGCGAGCGCGAAGAAGGCAAGGUCUCGCGACUGCCGCACAAGACGCCAGCGUAUCUCACCACGUCCAAAGGCCUCUGUCGACAGACGUACCGGGACGUGCGCUGGGUCAACUACGUCGUGCAAGUGCCAAAUGCCGCCGACGUGACGUGGGACUUGACGGCCGACCCGAUGGCCAUGAGCCGCAUCCGAGGGCCGCUGCCGGCCAUCCAGGACGUCAAGGACGCGCGCUGCCAAGUCGAGUGCGCGAGCGAGCGCGAUACGAGCAUCGUACUCGGCAUCGACUCGGACAAGAAGGACAUUGAGACGCCGCCGCUGCCCGUCGUGGCGACCGCCGAGAGCGAAGAGUACGGCCGCACCAAGCCGUUCGACCGCCACAUGAAAACCAAUCGCCGGCACAGUCGGCAGAACGUCCUCAUGAUGAUGGCGCUGCCGCAACUCGAGCGUGACGCGGCGUCGUCCUCAUCAUAGAUCCAAUUUCUUUGUAAUCAAUGGUAUAGCAACCGUGCGCUGGA